Colletotrichum navitas is the source of this 1255-nucleotide messenger RNA. RefSeq lists its product as uncharacterized. The coding region runs from base 98 to 832 and encodes 244 amino acids. The transcript is spliced from 2 exons. The record is from RefSeq and is a predicted model, not a curated record. Lineage: Eukaryota; Fungi; Ascomycota; Sordariomycetes; Glomerellales; Glomerellaceae.
UCUCAGCUUCUUGUUGUUAACCAGCUCUAUAUUCUUAUACCUUAUUCAACUUCAACAGAAUUUCUUUCUUCCCAACCAGUAGUUUCAAGACAUUAAAAUGCGCUGCGUAACUACUACACUCCUCACUAUUGGUCUCCUUGUGGGCAAUGCUAUAACAGCACCACUCCCUGACGGCCAACCUGUGAUAGAUCCACUCCCUAACGGCCCUAAUGGCCGUCCUGCGCCUGACGAUCCUCACCAUAGGAGAGAUCAACCUGUCAUCAAUCCACUCCCUGACGGCCCUAAUGGCCGUCCUGCGCCUGACCAUCCUCGCAACAAGAGAGAUCAACCUACCAUCAAUCCACUCCCUGACGGCCCUAAUGGCCGUCCUGCGCCUGACCAUCCUCGCAACAAGAGAGAUCAACCUACCAUCAAUCCACUCCCUAAUGGCCCUAAUGGCCGUCCUGCGCCUGACCAUCCUCGCAACAAGAGAGAUCAACCUACCAUCAAUCCACUCCCUGACGGCCCUAAUGGCCGUCCUGCUCCUGACGGCCCUACUGGCAGACCUUCGCCUAACGACAAGAGAGAUCAACCUACCACUAAUCCACUCCCUGACGGCCCUAAUGGCCGUCCUGCUCCUGACGGCCCUACUGGCAGACCUUCGCCUAACGACAAGAGAGAUCAACCUACCAUCAAUCCACUCCCUGACGGCCCUAAUGGCCGUCCUGCUCCUGACGGCCCUACUGGCAGACCUUCGCCUAACGACAAGAGAGAUCAACCUACCAUCAAUCCACUCCCUGACGGCCCUAAUGGCAGACCUGCGCCUAACGGCAAGAGAUUUGCCCAACGAUAAGAGAUUUGCACUCAGUGACUAGGACAGCGGGGAUAUCGAUGAUAUUGAUGGUAUUGACGAUGACCCUGAUCAAGACUAGAGGUGAGGCGGACGCGGCGGCUGGAUUGAAAGGGCCUGGCUUGUACCAACGGAACUGAAGCCGGAAUCUGCCAGAUGGAUAGACAGUGUGAUAUAGACAGUGUGAUGUUGAUAGCAAAGUCGCUGCUUUCAAGGGCUAGUGCGAUUAGUAAAAUAGAGACACUCAUGUUUCCACUUGGCAGUUUACUACGGGCCAAGUCUAGCAGGACUAGCUUAAGGCCUUGUCUAGAGUCUGUGAAAAGAAGAAAAACGUCACAUUUUAUGCCGCUAUGCAUACACUGUAGUGAUUCGGGACUUGUUUAGGAUAAUGUUAUAGUCAGUGAUCCGACAGUAGAGUUUCUGCCA